AUGCCUCAAUCAACACCAACUGCUGCUGAAACAGGCAGCACUGAAAGAACAAUCACAUAUGACGCCAAUCACCCCUAUUAUCUCAAUAAUUCAGAUUCACCAGGAAUGACACUAGUUAAUAGUGUGUUUGAUGGUAGGGGACACCCGGGAUGGAGAAGAUCUAUCCUCUUAUCUCUGUCAGCCAAGAAGAAGCUUAGUUUCAUCAAUGGAACUUGCAAAUCUCCAGAUAUGAACUCUGCAGAAUAUGAGCAAUGGUCAUGUGUCAAUGAUAUGGUCAUUACUUGGAUGACAAAUGCAUUGACAAAAGACAUUGUUGAUAGUGUGAUACACUCUAAGACAGCAAAGGAACUAUGGGAAAGUCUAGAGCAAAGGUUUGGGAGGUCAAAUGGUGCCAAACUCUAUCACUUACAAAAGGAGAUAACAAGUCUGGUUCAAGGUAAUGAUGAUGUUGCUAAGUAUUUCACCAAACUCAAGAAAUUAUGGGAUGAAUUAGAUGCAAUUCAUGUCAAUUGUCACGGGCCGCCUCCUUCAUAG
This is a messenger RNA of Lycium barbarum (goji berry), 534 nucleotides long. RefSeq lists its product as uncharacterized. Bases 1 to 534 code for a protein of 177 amino acids. The record is from RefSeq and is a predicted model, not a curated record. The transcript has a single exon. Lineage: Eukaryota; Viridiplantae; Streptophyta; Magnoliopsida; Solanales; Solanaceae.